ACACCAUUGCUGCAGCUCAGAUUCGUUUGUUGCCAAACUUUUUGCCAUCACCAAACAAGGUCACGAAGAGCUAGAAACCAUCAUUCGCAGCAAGUGAAGAAAGCUUAAUACAGUUAGCACCAACUAAUGAUCAAGUAGACAGAGUAAUCAGUGCAAGAGCUGAUUUAAUGAAAGAGUUUGGACAAAACCUUCAGCCAUUUAUGGUUGUUGUUGGAGAAGAUUGGAAAAGCUUAACAAAUUUUUAUGCAUGCUCAGUGGGUAAAAAAGCACAGUGGGUAAAAAAUGCUGGUCUAGAUAUUACAAAACUCAAUAAGCAAUCGUUCAUUUGUGAGUACCACUUCACCUCAGACAUGUGGGAAAAAGUACGUGUUGAUGGAACAAAAAAACUGAAAAAAACUGCUGUCCCAACAAUUUUCGGUGAUUUAGUUACUCAAGUUAAAUAUGACUUGAAGAAAACAAAUGAAAGUCCAGUAUCAUCAUCAUCAUCAUCAUCAUCAUCAUCAUCAUCAUCAUCAUCAUCAUCACUAGAGCUAGAACAACGAAUAAUAACGAUUCAUGGAGAUUCACCGGAUGAUAAAAAAUAUUUAAUCAAAAAUAGAAUAUACCAGGAACCACCUCCAGAACUUGCACUAUUGUUGGAUAAAAAUAUGGCAUAUUUGAAGAGUAAAAAAAAAGGCACAGGAAAAAAAACCUCUAGCUUCAAGUAA
Messenger RNA from Aphidius gifuensis, 707 nucleotides. Its product is annotated as THAP domain-containing protein 5-like. The record is from RefSeq and is a predicted model, not a curated record. The transcript is spliced from 5 exons. Lineage: Eukaryota; Metazoa; Arthropoda; Insecta; Hymenoptera; Braconidae. The coding region runs from base 168 to 707 and encodes 179 amino acids.